Molecule: messenger RNA, 942 nt
Organism: Acanthosepion pharaonis
Lineage: Eukaryota; Metazoa; Mollusca; Cephalopoda; Sepiida; Sepiidae
Source: the annotation of a GenBank genome assembly
AUGGCUCGAGGGAAGAUCGCUAUUAUUGGAAGUGGUCUCAUUGGUGGAAGCUGGGCCAUGAUUUUUCUUUCUAAGGGUUAUAAUGUAUCAAUGUUUGAUGUUGAUGAAGUACAAUUGGCUGCUGCUCAGAAGAAAAUCCCUGAGAAUUUGAAGAGAUUUGAAUCCCAGGGUAAUCUACGUGGAGAGAUUUCAGCUGAUGAACAAAUCAAGUUGAUCACCUUCACAAGUGAUUUUGCCGAAUGUAUCAAGGAUGCAAUUUAUGUUCAGGAAUGUGUCCCUGAGAAAUUGGAAUUGAAAAGAAAAAUAUUUGAAGAUUUAGAUAAAUUAUGCACUGAUGAUAUGAUUUUAGCCAGCUCAGCCAGUUGUAUUGCCAGUUCCAGAUUUAAUUAUGGCCUUAAGCAUGCUAAGAAUAUGCUUAUUGUACACCCAGUUAAUCCACCUUACUUUGUGCCUCUUGUGGAAAUUAUACCAUCAGAUCAGACUAGACCUGAAAUUGUGACAAAGACUCGGCAGUUGAUGGAGGAAGUGGGUCAAGCUCCAAUCACACUGAAGAAAGAAAUAAUUGGCUUUGCUCUCAAUCGUAUUCAAUAUGCCAUUUUGAAUGAGUGUUGGAAUAUGGUCCAGGCGGACCUCCUCAAUGCUGAAGAUAUUGACAGAGUUAUGGUUCAUGGAUUGGGAAUGCGAUAUGCUUUUAUUGGUCCUCUUGAAACAAUGCAUCUGAAUGCUGAAGGCAUUGUGAACUACUGUGAUCGUUAUGCUGCAGGUGCCUUAAAAGUUAGUGAGACAUUCCAGCCGCCACCCCUAUAUGAUAUUCCCACUGCAGAGAAAUUGAACGAAUACUUUUCAGAGCAUAUUCCACUUGAAAAGCUUGAAGAACGGCGAAAAUGGAGGGAUGAAUGCCUGGCUAAACUUGCUAAACUCAAGAAGGAAAUACCAAAAUAA